AUGAAGGCGAAAAACCGUGACCAAAGCCUGUCGGACUCCAGAGAGCUGGACGGAUCCUAUGACCAGCUUACGGGUGAGCCACAAGGCCAAAGCAAAAAAACCAUAAAGCAGCGAUUCCUCAAGCUGCUGCCGUGCUGCAAGCCCUCGGCUGCCCCCUCAAUCAGUCAAAGCAAGUGCUCUUUCACUCUCUAUACAUCUCUACUUUCUUCCAUGUGUCCAGCCUUGUGUGGAUACGAUAGCGUGGAAGAUGACUUUGAACUGUCCACUGUGUGCCAUCGCCCUGAAAGCAUGGACAAGCUUCAGGAGCAGACUAAGUUCACCAAGAAGGAGCUACAAGUCCUGUACAGGGGCUUCAAAAAUGAGUGUCCGAGUGGUGUGGUGAAUGAGGAGAACUUUAAGAACAUUUACUCCCAGUUCUUUCCUCAGGGAGAUUCAAGUAUGUAUGCACAUUUCCUGUUUGAAGCCUUCGACACUAACAAGAACGGCUCAGUUAGUUUUGAGGACUUUGUAUUUGGCCUGUCCAUCAUCCUGAGAGGGACCAUUAAUGACCGGCUAAACUGGGCGUUCAACCUAUAUGACCUGAACAAGGACGGUUGUAUCACCAAAGAGGAGAUGUUGGACAUCAUGAAGUCCAUCUAUGACAUGAUGGGGAAGUACACAUACCCCACAAUGCAGGACGAUGCCCCAAGAGAUCAUGUGGAGAGUUUCUUCCAGAAAAUGGACCGGAAUAAAGAUGGGGUGGUCACCAUAGAGGAGUUCAUCGAGUCUUGCAAAAAGGAUGAAAACAUCAUGCAGUCCAUGCAGCUGUUUGACAAUGUCAUCUAAGAGUGUGGACCAGUUAGGACACUGGCACCAGGGAGGGUAGUGUGCGUGUGUGUGUGUGUGUGUGUGUAAGAGGAAUCAGGACUGAAGAGUUUGUGAAUGUGUGUGUGUCUGUGUGUGGCCGUUUUCUGACUUGCAAGCUUGAUCUUGUGUCUCUGUUGAGAGCUGUGAGUCCUGAGGGCACUGAGAGGCCCUCUCCCACUUCCUGGACCCCAGUGGCAUUUCUCCAAGCAACAAUGGAGUUUCCCCAACUCCCUUCCUCAUCAUGCAGAACCUUAGUUUUACCCCAGAGACACAGAGAAAGAAGGCAAGCAGCGGGGCUACAGGCACUCGCGCACCCAAGAUCCCCCACCUGUUUUAUCUGAACUUUUAUUUAUUACUAGUAUUGAUAGAAGAACUAUCGCGGCCUGUAAUGGCUGAACUCAGAGGGAAGCAGUUGUUCCGCCAAAUCUUGACCUAAGAUCACUUUUUUCCGCUUUCCCUGUGUGAUGGCUGAGAUUUGGAUUUGUGAAUCUGAUCCUGCCUUUGUGCAUGUGGGUAACACCACCCUGGAGCUGCUAGACUGCUCAUUCCCCGGCCAUGAAAAUAGAAAUGAAUCUGCCACCAUCUAGUGGAUGAGAGAGAGAAGGACACUUCCUGGGGGAACAACAGAUGAAUUGGAGAUCCAGGCGAUCCUGUUUUGCAAAUGGCGGUUCAAACAUGUUGUUUUCCAUGAGGAACUGAUUUCAAUAUCGCAUGAUGAUGUCACUAAUAUCCGAUUAUGUAUUUACAGAGAUACUCCAAAGUCUGCUUGUCUGUCUGCUGUUCCUGGUCAUUCACAGGUGCCUCACCCUUUGUGUAUGUGUGUGUGCAUGUGUAACAGAAAGAGAUGUCAUCCAUCUUACCUAUGUAAGACUCUAAUGGGACAACACCCGCCUCCAUUCACGGGAUUCUGGUAGAAUAAUUCCUGGCCUUCCAAACUAUUACAGUUCUAGCUGUAGGUGUCUAUUGACUGUUGUAGGUUUUCUAGCGAUUCCCAGUGGUGUGAUGUUAGGCAGUACAAUGUGGGGAUUGCACUAUUGUUGAUGAGAUGUUUUGACUAUCCCAGCUUCUCUGAACAAGGGACUGCCAUACCACAGUUGUACUAGUCUAUCAAUAUACAUUCAAGGGGAAUUUAUUAGAUUGCAGAUUGUAUUUGUGAACUUCUUGUAAUCGGAAAUGUCAUGUGGUUGUAGCAGGUUCUACCACUUCAAAAAAAGAAAAAAAAUCUCAAAACCCUUGUUGCAUUAAAUUAGGCUCAUUCAAUUUAAAAGAGGCAUAGUAUGUGGGUGUCUACUGUUAGUGAGAGAGACAUGGUUUAAUUUUUCUUUUUUUUCUUUGCCCACCCUCCCAUUCCUUAUUCUCCCUCUCUCUGUAACACCAAAGAGAAGAUUUAAGAGGUAUAUAAAGCUACUUCAAGUUAAGACAUAUAGCCCACCUGUGGGUGAAGAGAGAGGGAGAUGCUGUGUAGUAAUUGGGGCAAGGGGCAAUCAGAGAUGAAAUGAUGGAGUUUGGUAAACUGGCAAUGUGGUUUACCCACACACAGUCCAAAAAGAAGAUUAAUUUUAGGCUGUGAACCCACGUUAUGCUCUUAUGAAUAAAUUAUUUUGGAGAAUUUGCAACCAUUUAUUAAUUUGCACCUUUUCACUCUAAAACUCCUCUUAAAUCAAAGAUAUAGCUUAAGUACCAGAGGCACUGAAGCUGUAAUUGAAUAGGCUGCAGUGUCUUUUAAAUGCAGAAAUUAAUAUGGAAUAGCAAUAAUUUUCUCUACCACGUUAUCAGCACCUUUCCUUUCAUCCGACGUCUCAUUCCUCUCAGAGCACAGUAUAAGGGUGCACAAAGGCCCUGAUAAAAAUAUGCACUUCUUAUCCUGCAGUUUCUUUUUUCCUGUUCUUAAUUUAACGUUUUUUUUUUUUUUUCUAGGAAAAAAGUGGUUUGGCUCUGAUUGUUCCUUGCCAACAGUUUUUAACGUUCAUUCCUGACAGCAAGUAAAACCUGUCUAUACCCGCAUGUACUGUGUCUAGAACAAUGAAAACCUACUAACCCGUUGUACUGACUGUCUAGUUAGCUAGCCUCAACUGGUUGCAUUACGUAUUUAAAAUGUGUAUAUUUUGUACAGAGACAAUAAUAAAAAAAAAACACAGUUACUAUGCAAA
Messenger RNA from Toxotes jaculatrix (banded archerfish), 2996 nucleotides. RefSeq names its product Kv channel-interacting protein 2. The record is from RefSeq and is a predicted model, not a curated record. Gene Ontology annotation, cellular component: voltage-gated potassium channel complex. Gene Ontology annotation, biological process: regulation of potassium ion transmembrane transport. Bases 1 to 825 code for a protein of 274 amino acids. Gene Ontology annotation, molecular function: calcium ion binding; potassium channel regulator activity. NCBI's taxonomy places the organism in Eukaryota, Metazoa, Chordata, Actinopteri, Toxotidae. The transcript is spliced from 10 exons.